CAAAUUAAUAAAUUGUUUAAAAGAUGAAAUUCAUCCAAAGUUAAUUUUAAUUUAGUUUAAAUUAGACAACAAAUUUGUAGCGCAAACUCAACAUCUAAUGGACUCCACAGGAUAACAUAUCAAUUCAAUUGGUAAUCAUAAUCAACAAUGAAAGUGAAAUUUUCUUCAUCUCUUACCUGUCUUACUAGCUCAACCUGUUCUCACUCGCCCACCUAAACACCUUCCCGUUUCCCCCUCUUUACCUGUUUAUCUUCUUCUUCUUCCUUCGUUACUCUCCCAUUCAUAGUUUCAUUUGUCAGAUAACAAUUUUUGCCUUUUUCUCAUUCUCUCUCUCUGAGUCUUUUUUUAUAUCAUCGCCAUCAUCUUCCAAUCUUCCUUCAUCUUCUCUCUCUUUCUCUCUCUUUUACCUUUCUUCUUCUUGUCUCUCGUCAUCAACAGAUGAUCCCAAGAAAGGGAUUUUUUCAUCAGAUGAUAUUCAGCCUGUUUCUUCCCAUAAUCAGACUGUCUUUCAUCUCUUCUCUGUCUAAAUUUUCUCUCUUUACUUUUCUCUUCUCUUGCAACUUUUUCUUUCUUUUAACUUAUUUCUUUCUUCUUCUUUUCUCUCUCUCUCUCUCUCUCUCUUUCCUUCCCUUUCUACUUACCUUUCUGAGUCUCUUGCCUUUUCUUGUUGUUGUUUGAUUGUCUUCAUUGAUACCUUCAAAUCGGUAAAAUUGUAUUACACCAAAUAAACAAUAAACAACAAUAAAACACAACAAUCAACCUUGAAUCAACACCAUCACCAUUACAUUAACACCAACCAUAAUUCACACUGUAACUAUCAUCAACCAUCACCAAACAAUCAUCAAAAAUUGAUCAAAACUCAUCAACAACAAAAAAGUGUCUACAAUAUUACCACAUUUGUUGCCCUAGACGCAACUUUUUUUAUCCAAUCCAUCAACAGCAUUUUAAUAUUUUACGUUUUCUCAUCUUUUAACGUUUACCUCAACAUUUUGUCUGUGAAUUUUAAUACAGUGGACAUUAAUUAUGACCAAUUAUCAAGAGUGUCAAGUUUACCAAUUGAGCCGAUCAAUCAUAAUUUAAUUUGGUGAACCAGCAUUUGUUUUUGUUUGUGUUUCCUCUUCUCAACCAGAAAGCAACAUCAAACUCAUUUCAACCCAUUAUUAGCAUCAUUUUUUCACCACCAUUUGACUUUACCAUCAAAAACCAUCAUCACUCUCACCUCUAUCAUUAACACCAUCAAAUCAACAGGUUAAAGGGUAAAAUGUCAACAACACCAACCACAACCAAAUAUCUUGUUGUUGUUUAUGUUGUCACUUCUGGACUUGAUGAAGGUGAUCUUGGUUCGGAUGAGGAAGAAAUAGUUUUAUUAACAUGGCUUGUUAUUGAUGUAACCAAUUGCAAGGUUGUUGCUGUUCAUUGUAAAUAUGUAAAACCAAGAAGUGCCGAUGUAAACGUAAAUGUAUUAUCCGAUGUAGCCCGAACAAAGUUUGGUUUAACUGAGGAUCUCAUUAAAAGUGGUCAACCUCUGGAACAAGUGGUUGAAGAGUUUGACCAAUAUGCAAAAAGUAAAUUACAAUGUGAUGGGGGUCGAUCAUUCAGAUUAAUUACCGAUGGACAACUUCAUUUACGCCAAGUUAUCCAUCCAGAAGCAUGUAAAAAAGGGAUCACACUUCCAGACUAUUUCCAUUCAUUUCAUGAUUUAAAGAAGGAGUUUCGGAAAUUUUAUCGCAAUAAUGAUUUUCAAACCAUCGAUGAGAUGUUAAAUUAUUUAUCAAUAGAGCCUGAUGGAUCAGCUGACUGUGCAAUUAGGAAGAUUCAAAACCUGGCGAAGAUAAUUAUCCGUUUAGCCACCGAUGGUCAUACUUUUAAUGAACCUGAGUUGAUAGCAGAACGAUUGGAACCAGGAAUUUGCAGUAAAAAUGAAUUAGUUGAUGGUAAUACUGUAGUCAGAGCUCGAGGUCUUCCAUGGCAAUCAUCAGAUCAGGAUGUGGCCAAAUUUUUCAAAGGACUCAAUAUUGGAAAGUGAGUUUAACCUUUUUCCAUCAGUCU
Molecule: messenger RNA, 2049 nt
Organism: Tetranychus urticae (two-spotted spider mite)
Lineage: Eukaryota; Metazoa; Arthropoda; Arachnida; Trombidiformes; Tetranychidae
Source: RefSeq, a predicted model, not a curated record